AUUGCAUGUGAAAUAUGGUGUGAGCCGGUCGUCAUGAUGUAGCUCAGGAUAUUCUAUUCAAGUGGGCAUACUAUGGUCAACCUCGGCUUGAACAACGUGCUUUGGUUCUGUUGUCUCACUACUGCGUGUUGGCUGGGUUGGAGUUUCCGCGCCCGAGCAGGAGAAAAGACGAGUCGAAAUUCGCAAUGAUUGAGAGCGAUGACCUUGAUCUGGUUCUCAUUGUUGCACACACCUACACUAAGGCAGACAAGAUAGCACUGGCUUGUUCUUUCCUGAACGAUUUUGCUUGCACCGGUCUGGUCUUGCCCUAAGUUGCACCCCUUCACUCAUCCUUGGGAUGCUUAGGCAGUCGUGACCCCCUUUGCCCUCACACGCUGUUGCCGCCAGGGUUUCCGUCGACAUGGUUUGUGCUGGUCACACAUCAGGAUUUGAGUCCGACAAACCUCACAUUGAGCGCACUAAGUACCAUCUGCCACCAUGAAAUGGUUCUUCCUGUUGUUGAUUUCUGGCGGGCGGCUUGUUUCGAGCCGAUGUGAAUGCGGUUACGCUGCUACGGCUCCUGGUAACGACGAGCACAUGAUAUUCAUGGAUCUCUUGGAAACCGACUUCACUCGAGCCAACGACCUCUCAUGGAAUCGCGACUGGAUACCGCAGCAGUUCAAUGUCUCGGCGGAGAAUGGGCGUGGCGAAUACGGCAAGUCAUUCAUGCCUAGCAACAUCAUCUCCUUAUCGACAGAGGGCGGAGGUCGACCUAGCGGAGGCUCUGGCCUGGGACUGCGAGUUGGAAGUGCCAUUGGGGAGGAUGCAGUGUCAGCAGCUGAGAUUGACACGGCGCGAUCCGACCUUCACUGGGGAUCCUACAGAGCUGGAAUGGAACUGACUGCGACGAAUGGAACAUGCGCUGCUUUCUUCUGGUAUUUCAAUGACACACAGGAAAUCGACAUGGAGUUUCUCUCGAGAGAGUUCGACCCGGUUGAAGGCGUGUACCCUGUGAACCUCGUCGUUCAGUCGAAGCAGUCGAGGGAGGCAGGCUAUGACGCCAGCAAGACGGGUACGUUCAAGCGAGUCAACCUAGGGUUUGACCCAACAGCGGGCUUCCAUGAAUACCGAUUCGACUAUACGCCUGGGCGGGUCAUAUUUUACGGGGACAGCAAGCGGAUUGCAGUCAUGGAGGGUAGUGCUAUGCCUUCAGCCGCUGGCCAUCUCAUUCUCCAGCACUGGAGCAACGGCAACCCUAAGUGGUCAGGGGGUCCGCCCGCCAAGGACGCCAUGUUGAGAAUAAGCUAUGUCAAGGCCUACUUUAACUCGUCGAACGAGCAGCAUCAUGCGACUUUAACGCACCGCUGCCAGAAGGCAGGGACCAAUGAGGCAGUGUGCUUGAUUCCGGAUGUGAUGGCAACAAAUGCGAGCACGGGAGGGGCAUUCUUGAGCGAUGAGGGGAACGUGGCCGGAACGGAAACAGAUGAUAGCGAGGAGAGCAUUGGUGGGUGCCACUUCAGCGCAGCAUGGUUAUCGGUGGCGAUGGUGGCGGCGAUGGUCAUGUUGUUGGUGGACUAGUAUGAUGUGAUGAUGGGCAUCCCUGCGUUUCGCAUGUGUCAUAUUGCAUGGUGCAUGGUGCAUGGUAGAUGGACUAAGAAGAAUUCUGGGAACGCCAAAGAGUCGUGGAUGGCCCUUGGACUUAGCUGGACAGCUCCUAGAUUUCAAGCAUGGAGGUAAAUUAAAC
This is a messenger RNA of Ilyonectria robusta, 1723 nucleotides long. Its product is annotated as concanavalin A-like lectin/glucanase domain-containing protein. The record is from RefSeq and is a predicted model, not a curated record. NCBI's taxonomy places the organism in Eukaryota, Fungi, Ascomycota, Sordariomycetes, Hypocreales, Nectriaceae. Gene Ontology annotation, molecular function: hydrolase activity, hydrolyzing O-glycosyl compounds. Bases 478 to 1557 code for a protein of 359 amino acids. Gene Ontology annotation, biological process: carbohydrate metabolic process. The transcript has 2 exons.